Messenger RNA from Amphibalanus amphitrite, 925 nucleotides. Its product is annotated as armadillo repeat-containing protein 2-like. The coding region runs from base 6 to 614 and encodes 202 amino acids. The record is from RefSeq and is a predicted model, not a curated record. Lineage: Eukaryota; Metazoa; Arthropoda; Thecostraca; Balanomorpha; Balanidae. Gene Ontology annotation, molecular function: protein binding. Gene Ontology annotation, biological process: cilium organization. The transcript is spliced from 4 exons.
GCUCGAUGCUCCGGAAGGAACACACCGAAUGUCAGAUCGAGGUUCUGCGGGUGUUCGGGAACCUGACCCGGUGGCCGGCCGUCCGCGAGGCACUCGCUGACCGAGAAGACGUGUCUGGUGAUGCACCAGUGGUGUCGCGGCUGGUGACGCUGCUCGACUCGGACAACCGGGAGCUGGUCUACACCACCGUCGGCGUGCUCAUCAACCUGAUGACCGACCCGGGCAAGAGGAGCGACUUCAACAGCUUCGGAGGCAUCGACAAGCUGAUCCUGGUGCUGGAGGACUUUGGCUACAGCGACUGGCAGCUGGCGGCGCUGGUCUGCAAGGUACUCUGGAACCUGGCCGCCGACACGGACGACGUCGGCCAAGUGUUCUCCGACCAGCAGGCCGACCAGCUGGCCGUCGUACUCGACGAGUAUCUCGACGACGAGGUGCUGUUCCCGGAGUCGGGUCUGACGGCCGAGGAACAGCAGAUUGCCGCCAUGUUGCGCCCCCUCUGGGAGGAGUUUGCUGACGUGGCCGCCAGUCUGCUGGAGAAGCUGGACGACUCGCUGGAGUCUGUCGCCUCGGCCGCCGCCGCCACUGUGCCCUCGGAAAGCUCCAAGACUGCCUAGACGGAGCCAGAGGACGCUACCUGCGUCCGGGCGGUGUGCUCAUUGAGAGGCUUAGAGGGGUACGGACGGCUGUGUGCUGUGUGUGCCGGAAAGUUGUGAUGUGUUUGGGAGAAUGUUGAGAGGAAUGCUGCCAGUGCUGCCAGGGAUUUGUUGCCCCUGCGCGAGUGUGCUAUCCGCAUUGAAUGGUCUGAGUCUAGACCGGCGCUUGGCUGGUGGGUGUGGUUGGGUUAGAGGUCUGAUGGUAGGGCAGCUUUCUGCCCGACUCUCAGUCAUAUUAUGGGUGAUAUUAUGAUAGCUCGAUUUCGUUACAG